AUGAGUCAAAUUCAUCUGCGACCAUACAUGGCAAUGGAAAUGGCUGAAAAUGAAAGCAUUAAUCAUAAAUAUUGCAGUCGCAUAAAUUCCUGGGCAAACGAACUUCAUGGAUUAACUCAGAUGUUUAUGGCGCGCACAUGGAAAGAGCGUGGUUUCUGGCUUUUUGUCAUUAUCAUUUGUCUUUUCGGUGCAUCUUUCAACACAAUUGAUGUUAUGAAUGAAUAUUUGGAAAAGCAAACAUCAACUUUGUACAUUAUUCGACAAGAAUCAAAAUUGCUGCUUCCAUCAUUAACGAUAUGCCCUAAAGAUGCUGACGCUUUCGAUGGCUACAAAGUUAUCAAAGAAAUUCAGCAAACUGUACCUGAUGUUGACGAAGAUACUGCCUUUGCUGUAAUAGAAUUUAUGGUAGCCGGUUAUGGUUUUGGAAAUAUGGAACAAAAAGUUACAAGUUGGACCAGCAGUGAAAUUCACAAUUUAUCAUCAAUUUUCGAUCAGUGGCGGGGUAAUCGAUCAUUGGUCGAAAUUUUCAUCAAAAUUUUCGAAACUGACGGUUAUAAAUGUCAAGAUAUUAUGGAGAGUUGUAUACUUGAAAGCCAGAAAGUUCCGUGCUGUGAUCUGAUGGAAUCUGUAUAUGUAUUAAUUCGUGGACGGUGUUUUCGAUUGAAGCCACUUAAUCAAACAACUACCAUCUCACCUGCUCUGACUAUUGCAAUUCGCUCGAUUCCCAGUUACUUUUCCAAUCAAGGUGGAUGGCAGGCUCUAUUGGUAUCGUAUGUGUCAGAUUACACACCUUACGUGCCAAUAUAUCCAAGAUAUUACAUAAAUGAAGAUGAAUGGACAACGAUGAUUUUCCAUUCGCGGAAAAUUGAAAUGCUACCAAACAGCAAACAUUGUAUAGCAGAUGAUGGAUUUGAAAGUCGAGGAGCCUGUUUUAUAAAGCAGUGGCUGAGAAAUAUUAUAAUAAAACCUUACAAUUGUACCUUGGCAUAUUUACAGAGCUUUGCUCAAAACUUGUCAGUAUGUCAUCCAAAAGUGGUUGUUCAGAAUUAUUUUCAAGCAAUGUCAUCAAAAAUAAGUAAUUUUCGGUGCUUACCUGAAUGUAAUCGGAAAGAUUUGAUUAUACAAAAGUAUUCAUCACCAAUUAUUCAUGCAUCUGAUAGAAAUAAUACCAAAUAUUUGAUUGAAAUGUCGCAUCUCGAACUGCAGUAUGAGUUGUACAAGGAAGUGACGCAGACAACGAUACCUGGGUUUAUUUCACAAAUAGGCGGACAGUUUGGUUUAUUUCUUGGAGUUUCCUUCAUUACCGUAUUGAAAAUUAUUGUAGAGGCAACAAAACUAACAUAUCAAGCAUGGCAUACUGUUAGUCGAUUGCAUAUGAUAAGCAUCAAGAUCAUCUUUCGAGAAGCAUAUCAGAAGCCAAAAAAAAGCCAAAGGAUUCUGCUCAUUACUACUGGAGUACUUGAGCAAACUAAACUCCUUGCGCUGAAACUAACAAUACCUUUACUCCGUCUCAUACCAUCACUACAGCAAAUCAAUAGUAGUUGUGAACGCUAUACUAAAAAUGCAAGUUGA
This is a messenger RNA of Thelazia callipaeda (thelaziosis nematode), 1572 nucleotides long. Lineage: Eukaryota; Metazoa; Nematoda; Chromadorea; Rhabditida; Thelaziidae. The record is from the annotation of a GenBank genome assembly.